AUGAGCAAUUCGACCAAGACGAAGAGCGACGGAGAAUGGAGGGCCAUUCUGUCGCCAGAUCAGUUCCGUAUCCUACGCCAGAAGGGGACGGAACCUGCGGGGACAGGAAGGUACGAGAACUUCAAGGGUCAGGGGGUAUACACCUGUGUGGGGUGCGGUACCCCACUCUACACCAGCGCGACAAAGUUCGCGAGUGGCUGUGGAUGGCCUGCAUUCUUCGAUGCUAUUCCAGGAGCAGUCAGUCGCCAUGAAGAUCGCUCAUUUGGCAUGUCGCGUACCGAGAUUACAUGCACGGCCUGUGGAGGACAUCUUGGCCAUGUCUUCAAAGGGGAAGGUUUCGACACUCCCACUGACGAACGGCACUGUGUGAACUCGGUCUCGCUCAAUUUCGUUGAUGAUGACAAGAAGCCGUAA
This is a messenger RNA of Sparassis crispa, 414 nucleotides long. RefSeq lists its product as uncharacterized. The transcript has 4 exons. The coding region runs from base 1 to 414 and encodes 137 amino acids. NCBI's taxonomy places the organism in Eukaryota, Fungi, Basidiomycota, Agaricomycetes, Polyporales, Sparassidaceae. Gene Ontology annotation, molecular function: peptide-methionine (R)-S-oxide reductase activity. The record is from RefSeq and is a predicted model, not a curated record. Gene Ontology annotation, biological process: protein repair; response to oxidative stress.